Molecule: messenger RNA, 837 nt
Organism: Blepharisma stoltei
Lineage: Eukaryota; Ciliophora; Heterotrichea; Heterotrichida; Blepharismidae
Source: the annotation of a GenBank genome assembly
AUGAAAGUUCACGUUUUAGAUUCUCAAAAGAAUAACUAUGAUAUAGAAAUUGGUGAAAAUGCUUCAAUUCAAGAUUUUAAAAAUUUAUUUUAUGAGAAGUAUAAUCAAAACAUUCAAAAUUGCAAAUUAUUAUACAAAGGUCGAGAACUCAAAGGAGACAGGGAUCUUUCCUCAUAUUCCAUAGAAGAAGGCUCUAAAAUUAUGCUAAUGGUAGCAAGACUGAAUAAGCCGGUUGACACUGAAAUUAUAGCACCACCAAAAAUAGAUCAGCCAAUUAGGCCAAUAGAAAAAAAUUUGCCUGCUGAAACUCCUAAAAUUUCAAGCAAUGUUUCCCAAAGCCUUCAACAGAGAGAUCAGCUUGAUAUUGAUCCUAUCAUUAGUCAAGCCUUAAAUGAGUUCACAAGAAAUUCUAAAAAUAACAACACUAUUAUUACCAUAGUCAAGGACAAAAAAUUGUUCACUAAAAUGAUCAAAAAGCUUAAAGACAGUGAUGAUUUAUCAUGAAUAUUUUUUGAACAAUUUAAGCCUAAAAUUAUUCAGGCAUGCAAAAAUGCAAUAAAAUAUCUGCCUCCAAAGGACCAAGAAGAAAUCAAUGAAUAUAAAAAUAAGAGAAGGGAAGAAAAAGAAAAAAUGAAGGAAAUCAGCCAAAAUGAUAUGGGAAGAGGGCUUGGAAUGGGAGGAUUUGGAGAUUUUGGCCUUGAUGGGUUCGGAUUUGGAGGAAUGGGAGGAUUUGGAGCUAUGGGAGGUAUGGGAGGAUUUGGCAGAAUGGGUAUGAGUGGAAUGGGUGGAAUGGGAGGAAUGGGGAAAAUGGGUGGAGGAAGAGAAGAAGAAAAAUAA